This is a messenger RNA of Thermothielavioides terrestris NRRL 8126, 2115 nucleotides long. RefSeq lists its product as uncharacterized. Bases 213 to 1781 code for a protein of 522 amino acids. The transcript is spliced from 7 exons. NCBI's taxonomy places the organism in Eukaryota, Fungi, Ascomycota, Sordariomycetes, Sordariales, Chaetomiaceae. The record is from RefSeq and is a predicted model, not a curated record.
AACUUCGCUCGUCGGCCGGCCGCCCCUCUCGGCCAGAUCAAUUCAGCGCGUGCACUAGAACUUGCUGCUGCUUGCCGCUCGCCGACCAAGGCCCGGCGAGCUUCGAUCCGUUCCAGCGGCGCGGUCUCGACGUGCCCCGUGCUGUUGUCUGAUGCGCGACGCUCUGACGAGACGGUCCUCCUCGGUUCCCCGGCUCGAGAUGAGAAGGCGUCAUGGAUCCUAGACGAGAUCAUAGGAGCGAAUGGUCCGACUGGGUGUGGGACGAGGCCCAAGCCCGCUACUGGAGGGCGAGACGGGAUGCGCAAGGCAAUAUUCAGUACCAAUUCAACUACAAUCUCGAUCAUCCUGCGCAAACGGCUCCCCGUAGCAACGUCGAUGACCUCGCCAAUUCUCUGAGCAAUGUCGACCUCGGCGGCCAGGACACCCAGUACACGCAUGAUGGCGCCUACACCUACGGCGCUCCAGUCGCCGUUGGCGGUGAUGCCUCGGCCGGCGCCGCGUACUACCCGCCUUCCGCCCAGCCGAAGGGUAAAGGAAAGGCGACCGAACCGUCCGGCAAAUCGAGGUCAAGACAUCACCAGCACAGACAGACGGGAAAGGGCAAGAGCUCCUCCUCGAGGCGGCCGCGGCCCAGGCAGGGGAGAGACUUUGAUGAAGACUACAACGACGACCCCGCAGCAAGCGACUAUGUUCAUGACCCCUUUUACAGCAUCUCGGCCGCUGCACCGAGCCCGGGUUUCGAGGAGCCGUCUGCGUCGUCCUCAGCUGCUUUUUCACCCCCCCAAGCGCAUUAUGAACCGGAAUUUGGAGACACUCCGCGCGACUCGACGUACGCGCCUGGUGUCUCGCCGAAUUCCGAGACAGGCAAUUUCUAUGGCCAAGAAAAUACAUCUCGCCAUGAUGCCGACCCCGAGUCUGUCGAAGACACAAGACGGCGCGCCUCCCAUGGAUACGCCUCGGGGGAUCCCGGAAUGGACGAGCACGAUUCUUCGUACUACCCAACCGGGAAUGCCGUCCCUGAAGCCGGCCCUAGUGAUCAGCUGGACGAUGCCAUAUCACAGGCCAAUCCCUAUAUGACCGGUGCGCUGGCGACCGAUCAUGGCUAUUCAUAUUCGACAUAUGAAGCCGACGGCGGUCGGGCGACUCCGCGGCCUUUUGUCCAACAGGCAACGGCCGAGCCAUCAGCCAGCGACUACCAAUACCAAACCAGCCCUUACGCAGGAUUACCUGCAUCGCCAGUACUUGAGAACAACAAUGGAUUCGUCGUCGAACCUUCUUCUAAGUUCCAGCCUGGCUCCGUAUUCAAGAUCGUGUGGUACGAGCCUCUUGGUUCUUCCAGCCGCAGGAGCGACGUCAUGACAAACCAAGUCCGAAUGGAGCAGAACGGCCACCAGGUCUAUCAGGGUAUCCGACGGUUCAUCGUGGUCGCCAACGACGAAGGGCAUUGCUCCUGCGUUCCCAUCUUGACAUACGAGCACAAGGCGUGCACCAAGAGGGGUGUCAAACCGCUGAAGCAUGGAAUCGUGUACCAGGUUGGAAAAAAGCCUCGAAUGGUCGAGGGUGAACCGCAGUUAGGCUUUCCUCCCAUUGCAGUGGAGCUGUACGAAAAGACCGAGAGACUGGUCAAGGAAUCCCGCGUCAACUACGCAAAGAUCACCACCGUCGAGCACAACUUCAAGGUCCUUUUCAUCGGCCGCGUGAACGACUACGACUUCGAAAAUAUCGUCGUUCCCGCGGUCGAUUACUGCUGGCAAAAGAAGCAGCGAAAAAGCCACCAGUAGACGUGGGAUUCCGACUCGAUUAUGAACGUGGAGAACCACCGCGGUCGUCGAGCGCCUCACGACAUGGACGCCUCAACGUUUUUCCUUUUGAUGCUUGGAGGGGCCUGUUUCCCGUAUCAGCUGAAAACUAGCUGAUCACGUCUGAAAUUUGUAUACGUUUGCUAAGGAGACCACGUCUUUCCUCUGCGGCCGGGCCUCAUUACUGGGUCUACUUCACGGUCCGCGAGGGCGUGGAUGUAGCAGUGCUGGGGGCAUUUUGGAGAGGGUGAUUCAGGUUUCCAUAUUUUCACGGUUGUCUCCCGCAGAUGUUGGACGGGUCCUUCUUGGAACAGUU